Molecule: messenger RNA, 3309 nt
Organism: Neospora caninum
Lineage: Eukaryota; Apicomplexa; Conoidasida; Eucoccidiorida; Sarcocystidae
Product: putative ubiquitin conjugation factor
Exons: 25
Coding region: 1-3309 (1102 amino acids)
Biological process (GO): protein polyubiquitination
Cellular component (GO): cytoplasm; nucleus; ubiquitin ligase complex
Molecular function (GO): ubiquitin-ubiquitin ligase activity
Source: RefSeq, a predicted model, not a curated record
AUGGCAGAUUCGCCGCAAGCGCCUUCGGCAGCGGACGGUACAGCUGCAACAAUCAGUCCCGCAAAGGAAGACCAUUUCUUGCAACUCGUUCUUCGACUCACUGUUGACCCAGCCACCGCUGCGUCUCCACACUGCCAGGUGUACUUUCUAAAACGUUACGCGGAGGAACUGACAAACGAGGGCAGGCCUUUGAAGCUAGCGCGUGCCGAUUUGGAGACAAUUCUGAUCAAACGCAUCCAGGACGCCUUCAAAGAAGGCACUCCGAACGUCUUCAGAUUCCUCGCUGACUGCUUCCAUAGGGCCAAUGACGAGGUGUACAGCAAAGGCCUGCCGGCGGCUGCGCGCCCCGCUCUCGUGCAAGAGCUGCAGCGACAGUUCGUGGAUUACGCGGUUCUUUUUCUCUCCUGUCCAGAGCUCUUCGAGCUUGACGACCCAAUACCCUACGCGAUGAUCGAGGAACAGCUAACGCAGUUUGUCGAGAUGGGAUGCCCUCUCUCCUUCUUCACGCGAAUGAUCGACACGCUGGUGCUGCAGGGAGCGGAAACCGGCGAGGACUUUCUCGGUCGUUGGUUCACGCCAGUGAUCAAGUCCCUGUGUGACAAACUGGAUCUUCACAGCAUGACCGAAUAUAAGUCCGCUCCUUUCAACGCGUUCAAGUUCCUCUCGGGCCAAAAGGCUCUCGCGCGUUUGAUGUCCGAGCCGGCGCUGUUGCUGCCUACGUUUCCUCGGCGAUUCCCCGUGACGAAGCCUGGCCUGUUUUACCAAGAACAUUCUCUCCUCGGACGACUCCUCGCGCAGACGCUGCUUGACGGCCCGACCCUGAAGAACGGGCGCCAAGAAAGUUUGUCCAUGAAGUACUUUGCCGGCAACCAAGCGUUGACAGCUCAGUACUUGCAGGCGACGGUACAGACGCUUCGCCACGAUCAACAGAGCCACCAAGAGGUCUUCCUUCAGAUCGUGAAGAACCUGUGCCGAGCAGGCGCCGACUGUCGCCACCGGGUCGUCCGGUGGUACGGCCAGAUUCUCAGCUCCAACGAGCUCCGCGCCAAGAUGAGUCACAUGCUUAGAAUGACGCAGCAGCAGGCAGCAGAGUCCCUCGAUCCCAUGCACUCGAUGCUCCUCAAGGUUCAAGGGCAAACCAGUUAUGGGUUCACGCUGAACGCCUUCUGGUCACUUCUCGGUCUCACAGAGCCGAUCAAGAUGGAUAAACUGGCGGAUCUUUGUUACUUUUUCGGCUUGAGGGCGGGAGACCCUGUGGCGCGCGAGGCGCUCGGCGACUUGCUGAAGGACGCCAAGUUGGGCAACGCGGCGUCGGUCUCGAGGGCAGAAACGUUCGGCGGCGCGCACGGCGUGCUCAAGGCGGAGACAAAGUUCCCAACAGAGGUCUUCUGGCUGACGCUCAAGGCCAUUCGAGUCCUCUUCAAUCCGUGCAUGGCGGAGUUCACGCGCAUUCUUCAAAAGUUCCAGGCCGUUCACGACCAAGGCACUUCGCCGACGUCCCCAGAAUACCGCUUUUUGGUUGCCGAAAUCUUGUCUUGGCGCACAGUCGUCCUACACCCGAAAUUCUGUGCGCUGUAUUGGCACGUCGUGCAUCUCGGUCUCUCUUGGCUCUUGCGAGCUGUCUACUGUUUCAACCUCGACGGAUCCGCCCGGCCGGAAGAGGAGACUCUCUUGGCGAAGCAGCAAAACCGCGUUGCGGCGCUCGUCAUGCAGUCGUGUCCGCCGCCGCUCCAGGUCGAGAGGCAACGCGCAGCGCGGACCGCCUCCACUGGUAGCCAAUCGCCUUCCUGCCACGCCGCCGGCAACGCGUCUGAGGAAAUCACCACCCCUCCUCAGUUCGCAGCGUUGCCCAGUGCACUCGUGGAGGAUCUCUUCACCAGCAUUCGGCGCAUGUUGGAGCUCCAGUCUGUCUACCUCUCCGUGCGAAGCACGCAAGGCUUCGAACAACCGCCGGUUGCGGCGAUGGAUGCCGAGCUAGUCGCCGCCGCAUGCAUUGCAGUAAUGACUGCCUCGGACUUCUUCCGGAAUGUCCACCUUCGGUGUGACGGCGCGUGCAAGACGCUCUACUUCAUGUUCCUCACCGACGGCGUCCGCGGUCGUCUCGAGAGCAUCCCCGUCGUCCAGGAACACCUUGUCCGGGCGCUCACGGAGGUUUUCAUUGCUUCGGAGCGAGGCUCCUACUACGACCGCAUUAACUUCCGCAUUCCCAUUGUCGAUCUGUUCCAGAAGCUGCUUGUCCUCGACGACUACAAGGCGGCGCUGCAUCGCCUCGGCUCCUCCAGUCCCGAGGUGCCGGAAUCUUCGGAGAGGGCCCGGGACAAAUUCAUCCACAUGAUUCACCUGCUCCUCAACGACGUCUCGACCCUCGUCGACCAGGCGAUGUCUGCCUUGACGGAGAUCCGAAAACGGCAGCUUGAGGGCCGAGACCAUGAUGAUCCGCCGCCUCAAGCGAGCGCGGCAACGGCGGAGAGCGCGGUAGCCGAGGCGGCGGCAGGGUCGAGUGCGAUCGGAGCGUCUUCCUCUGGGACGGAAGAAGAAGAAGACGAAGAGGAAGAAGACGCCGGCGCUUCCUUGGAAGGAAAUGCACAACUGCGACGGGAAACGUGGUCUCGCCUGGAGGCGACGACACGCGAUCUUUGCAGUCUUGGCUUCAACGCAUGCAGUCUGUUGAGUCUGUACGCCAAAGAAUGUGGCGCGUACAUCAUUCGCAGUUCAAGCAUUCUGCCUCAGGCUGUCACGACGUUGGACUGCUGCUUGGAUCACCUCGUGGGGCCGCAGUGUCUCCAACUCAAAGUCAACAACAUGGAGAGUUACAACUUCCAACCCAAGAACUGGCUUAUGAAGGUGCUCGAGAGCUACGUCUAUCUGUUGCAAGCUGACCCGGAGGGUGGUGACCAGCUGGUGGCGGAGAUUUUGAAAGAUGGGCGUUAUUUCCAGAAGGAAACCGUGAACAAGGCCUACCGGAUCGCCAAACGCGAGGGUCUGAUGAGCGUAAAGCUGCUUGAGAAAUUCCAAGAGCUCGUCAAGCGCCUCUCAGAAGGCAAGGAAGAAGACUUCGAGAUCGACUUCGAUGCCUUCCCGGCCGAAUAUCUAGACCCGAUCAUGGCGGAUGUCAUGACCGACCCCGUCAAACUCCCGACCAGCAACAACAUCAUGGACAGAAAGCACAUUGAAAGGCAUCUCAUGUCGGAUCCGUCGGAUCCUUUCAACAGAAUGCCUUUGACGAAGGAGGAGCUUAUUCCGUUGCCAUAUCUUCGUCAAGAAAUCAUGGACUUCAUCGCCACACAGCAGAAAGCCAAAGCGACGUAG